GGUCACUCGGGGAGUCCUCUAGAAGGGGAGGGAAGAAAGCCGUGAAGGCGAAUGGACGCUUCGUUGAGGAAGAGGGUCUCCCCGGCCUCACCGCCCCUCCCUCGCGCGGUUCUCCUUCCCCGGCCUCCAGCGGCCCCAGUCACUGGAAGGCCGUGCGGGGGGAGCGCUGGGGCAGCCCCACCCCACGGCCCACAGGUGCCACCGCCCCCACUCCUGCCCUGGCCCCGGGCCAAAGGGACUUUUCAGACAGCUCAAAUGAGAGCUCUGAGUAAACUUGGAACUUCUGAAACCACCUGAGAAUAUUCCCCGGGGUGGGGGCAGGGGCCCCUGGAGGCCCCGUCGGCCCGGGACAUCUGCACCAGCCUGCCGGUCCCUGCAGCUGCAGGAGGGGUCCGGCCGCCACAUCCAGAUUGUCCCCAGAGAGGUAGGGCAAGUCACCAACCUGGCUUCCCCCUGCAGGCUUUGUGCCCAUGGACAAGGCCCUGGGCCUCCCUUUCCCCAUCUGCCAAGUGUAGACCAGGGCAGUGUAGACGAGGGCCCUCCAGUUUUCUCUAGUAACACUGGGUCUCCUUCGGCCAGGGCCAGGGCAGGCUGGGGGGGCGCUGGGAGUGGAGGAGACAGAGGGCAGGUCGCCAGCCCGGCCCGGGGUCCCUUCCUGCGGCUGCAGCAGUCACGGUUCAAAGCGUCCUCUCUCUGCUUCACUGCCAGACCCCGGGUCCGGAGAAACGCAGCUGGAAGGAGGUAUGGCCGCAGGCGCUGAGAGAGCCUGCACAGUCUGGGCAAGGGCCCGGGGUGAUACAGGUCAUAGCGGGCAGGGGUUGCUCAGUCAGCAUGAGGCUGCAGAGUCUGGGACAGGCUCCUCAGCUAGGAGAGGCUGCACAGGCUGGAAGGAGUUGCAGGAGGGAGAGAUCGCUCUGGCUGGGAGAGAUGGACAGGCGGAGAGGUUGCACAGGCUCAGGGGUGGCAUGGGUUGUGGGGUCAGGCCCUUCCUGUCACCUUUGGCUCCUACUGACUAAGCUGUAAGCUUAAGGUCCCUGGCACACCUGUCCUCAGACACCCUCGCCACUGGAAAAAAAAAAAAGUGAAAAGCAACUAGCAUUGACCGCACACCUACAGUGUGUAGCACCUGCCUCCUCGCAGUCCCCAGCCAGGCCAGGGCCACUGCCCCACCCUGCAGGUGAGGACAGCUGAGGCUCAGAGAAGGAAAGAGCUGUGGCCACAGUCCCACCGGGAGUUAGUGGCAGAACCUCCUUUCUGAUCCAGGGCCACCGGGCUAGCUCUUCCCAGGCUGAGGACUCUGCUGUGUGACCCUGGGCAACCCGCUAUCCCUCUCUGAAAAUUCCUCUUUACUAAUCUGAUGACAGCAGUCGCGAUCACUCAGUUUCUGCCAGCUGAGGGUGUUGCUGAGGGUGAGGUGGGGUCAGUGAGGAAGCUGAUGGGGAAACCAAGGCCACUCGGGGGCUGCCUCGGUGCCUGCACCACAAUCCUUCGUCCCAUUCAUUCAUCCAUUCAUUCAUUCAUUCAUUCCUGCACUCAGCAUUCUUCUUCAGCAACUCGUUGAGCACCCAGUGUGCUCCAGGUCCCCCCAUUCCAUGCACUGGGGGUGCCAUGGUGGGCAGAACAGGCAAGUGACCCAAGCAAGCUCUGGGGGCCUUUACUCCGGCAUGGAGACAAGUCAUAAACACAAAGCAGAAGCAGAGAGAUUUGGUAACCUAAUCGUAGCAUUACAGUUGCUGUGAGGGAGACAGACGAGGGGACGUUUGGUGCAGAGAGCCUCAGAGGAGACCCACGUCAGGGCAGACGGCCUCCUCGGAGAGGCAGCCCUGAAGUUGGAACCUGAGGAUGAAAAAGCAAAGAAGCUGGGGAGGUGAUCUAGGCGGAGGGAAAGGCCUGUAUGUGCAAAGGUCCUGAGGCAGGGGAGAGGUUGGAUCCUUGGAGCUUUUAUCCUCCUUGAGCACAUAGGCUCCCACUGCCUUGAAUUUAAGCCAGAAGAGCCGAAAAGAAGAUUUAACCUUGGAGUGUAUAGUCUACGUAGGUUUUAACAUGGAGGGUAAUCCGCACAAUGCAUUACCAUUAAAGCUUUCUCUUUCAUUUAGUCAUUCCUGUGACCAAUGUUUUGAGCACCUACUAUGUGUCAGGCACUGGUUAGUCACCGGGGAUCCAGCGGCAACCAAGCAACACAUGGUCCCUGCCGUGACGGUGCUCAGGAUGUAAACGAAAACACCCGAGCCGUGCGCGCCGGUGGAGGGGGCGCUGCAGAGGAAGGAGUGACUCACACUUCUUGGAGAGGUCAAACACUGGCAGAGGAGGUGACAUUUGAAUGGGACUUUGGAGAUUGAGUAGGAGGCUGACAGCCAACCAGGGCGGAGAGUUCCGGCAGCUGAAAUAGAACACGCAAAGGCGUGGGAGCCCGAUGAACGGGGCAUGUCGGCGGGGCUGCCGCAGUCCCGUGUGCCCGGGGUCCGGGAGGAAUACUGGGGGCCAGAUCCCGAAACGUCUAGAAUGCUGGGCUUCCCUGCAGGCCAUUGGGAAGCGGAGGCUGAACCCAGGAGUGGGCGGGAGGAGGCGCAGCUGCAGGGUUUUCUACAUACAAGAACAUGUCAUCUGUGACGGAGACAGAGCCAAGAAUCAGAGGCAAGUCUGCCCAGCAAGGGACAGGGACAAGCGGGAGCCCCCAGGCCUGGACCACCCUCCCGCAGGCCCCCCGCCGGCCCCUGGAGCCAGCAUGCCCUGUGGCUGGACGGCCCUUCUGCUCCUGCUGGCGCUGCAGGGCGGCUGGGGCUGCCCACCCCUCUUCUGCUACACCGAUUAUCUCCAGACGGUCACCUGCACGCUGGAGAUGUGGACCCUGCACCCCAGCACCCUCACGCUUGCCUGGCAAGACCAGUAUGGAGAACUGGAGGACGAGGUCACCUCUUGCAGCCUCCACAGGUCCACCCACAACACCACGCAUGCUAAGUACACAUGCCACAUGGAUGUGUUCCGCCUCAUGGCCGACGACAUUUUCAGCGUCAACAUGACAGACCAGGCUGGCAACCACUCCCAGGCGUGCGGCAGCUUCAUCCUGGCGGAGAGCAGUGAGUACCCUUUGGGCCCCAGGCGGAGGAAAACCCAGGUGGGGGGUGGACCCCUGCCCUCUGGGUGCCCCCUGCCCUGUUCGGUAUCCUCACCACCCUGCUUUUUAGAUGUACUACUUUUUACUAAGGUGUGAUGGGUUGACAUUAGGUUUGGGCCUUUACCCCAAAGAGAGGCAACAGAGCUAUGGAAAAGGGCUGCCUGGGACUGGGGACUGCUGGGCUUCUGUUCGGGCCCAGCUCCUGCCUGUCUGUGUCACCUUGGACAAGGCACACCUGCCUCUGGGACUGUUCCCCCAUUUGUGCAGUGUUCGCCCUGUCCACCCUGACGCUCUGGGAUUCUGUCCCCAUGAGGAGGCAAGCAGAGGACACUGAGUCACAAGAGAAAAGUUCCAGAGUUCCCUCCCUUCAUUGGCUGCAGGGCGCGGGCUGGAGAGGGGGGACGGGGGCAGGGGCCCGGC
Molecule: messenger RNA, 3535 nt
Organism: Microcebus murinus (gray mouse lemur)
Lineage: Eukaryota; Metazoa; Chordata; Mammalia; Primates; Cheirogaleidae
Source: RefSeq, a predicted model, not a curated record